UACUGUAAAGGCCUGUAAACACACUAUAAUAUGUGAAGUAGGUGGAGUCACCCUUUAAUCUUACGUCCUCUCACGUCCCGUGCCGCGUCAUAACAGCGACAUCUUGAGGCUGUCCCGGCUGCUGCCUGAAGGACUCCCCGCAUGGAAACAUCCCGCUGGAUGUCCCACACCGCCUUUUACACGGUGAAGUCCUCCGAGAAGGACAUUUGGUGUGUGAACUUGUAGUUUUAUAAUAAAUCGUCCUGAUUAAAUCACCGCAGUAAAGUCGCUUCAGCCGCCGCCAACGGCUUUCCGUUAAAACCGUUGGUCCUGAGUGUCGCCUCCUCGCGGGCUCUCCCCUCAGCUCAGCCCACCCAGUUAAUCAUUGUCUUUUCACGGUCGGACUCGGCGGACGUCGAGAGUCCGGCUCCACUUCGCAGCUCCUUGUCGAGCCGACACGUUGAGCUUGUGUGCUUCAGUUCAGCUUGUGUGUCCCGAGCGACGAGCCGAAGAUGAACCCGAGCGGAGCCCGCAGCGGGAAGACUUUCCUGUUCACGUCCGAGUCUGUGGGAGAGGGACACUCCGAUAAAAUGUGUGAUCAGAUCAGUGAUGCUGUGCUGGACGCAUACCUGAGUCAAGACCCUGACUCUAAAGUGGCCUGUGAAUGUGUGACGAAGACCGGCAUGAUUUUACUGGUUGGAGAGGUGACGUCUAAGGCCACAGUGGAUCUCCAGACAGUGGUCCGAGAGACCGUGAAGUCCAUCGGCUACGAUAGUUCUGCAAAAGGUUUCGACUACAAGACCUGCAACGUGCUGUUAGCGCUGGAGCCGCAGUGCGUGGAGAUAUCGGACUGUGUGUUUGAGGGCAGGGAUCAGGAGGACAUCGGUGCCGGGGACCAGGGUUUGAUGUUUGGAUACGCCACAGAUGAGACCGAGGAGUGUAUGCCCUUAACCAUCCUUCUGGCUCACAAACUCAACUACAGGUUGAAGGAGCUGUCACGUAACGGAGAGUGUCCUUGGAUACUACCAGACUCCAAAUCACAAGUCACAGUGGAGUACCAAGACAACAUGGGAGCCAUGGAGCCGCUGCGUGUUCACACUGUGGUCAUCUCAGUCCAGCACAUCCCAGAAAUCAGCCUGGAGGAGAUCAGACACCAUCUGAUAGAGAAGGUGGUGAAGGUCAUCAUUCCUGCCAAAUACUUGGAUGACAAGACCAUCUACCAUCUGCUGCCAAGUGGGAAAUUCCUUCUCGGUGGCCCACAGAGCGACGCAGGACUCACGGGGCGUAAAAUCAUCGUGGACACAUAUGGAGGCUGGGGUGGCCACGGAGGAGGAGCUUUCUCUGGGAAAGAUUACUCCAAAGUGGAUCGGUCCGGAGCUUACGCCGCUCGCUGGGUCGCCAAGUCCUUGGUCAAAGCCGGACUGUGCAGGAGAGCCCUCGUUCAGAUCUCCUACGCCAUCGGUGUGAGCCAUCCACUCUCCAUCUCAGUGUUUCACUACGGCACGUCGACCAGGGAUGAAGACGAGCUGCUGCAGAUCGUACAGAAGAACUUUGACCUGAGACCUGGGGUCAUUGUGAAAGAGCUGGGUUUGAAGCGGCCAAUUUACCAGGCCACUGCCUGCUACGGUCACUUCGGCAGAGAGGAGUUCCCCUGGGAGAAGCCGAAGCCUCUGGUGUUUUGAGUUCAGGAGCUGAUCACAUUCCAGUUCUCAAACAGUCGAGAGUCCAAUCUGAGUCACAGAAUCCAUGUUUUCCAAACACAGCUGUGUAACUGAAAGCAAAAAUAUCUGUUUGUCUGUCCUCUGUUAAUCUCUGACCCUGAACUGUGAAGGCAGUGAUCUCAGUGCCUUUGUUGAAGAUUGAAUUUUGAUUCUUUCAUUUUUAUAUUAUUAACAAAACCCUGAUCGAGGUACACUCCUGUAUGACAAACUGUAGGUAUUGUUAAAGAAUAAUCAUGCUGUGAAUGUGACACUUUUUUUUAGAAUCUUGCAGUGAACCAUGUCAGAUUUACUGCAAUCAUUUUUGGUAAAAUGUCAUAAAUAUUUUGUGAUUCAAAAGCUGCAUAUGAA
Acanthopagrus latus (yellowfin seabream) is the source of this 2048-nucleotide messenger RNA. RefSeq names its product methionine adenosyltransferase II, alpha-like (gene mat2al). Lineage: Eukaryota; Metazoa; Chordata; Actinopteri; Spariformes; Sparidae. Bases 492 to 1661 code for a protein of 389 amino acids. The record is from RefSeq and is a predicted model, not a curated record. Gene Ontology annotation, biological process: S-adenosylmethionine biosynthetic process. The transcript is spliced from 9 exons. Gene Ontology annotation, cellular component: methionine adenosyltransferase complex; cytosol. Gene Ontology annotation, molecular function: methionine adenosyltransferase activity; ATP binding.